UAUAUUUUUCAAAAUAUUUGCCAUCGUCAAACUACUGCAAAUAUAAUAAGUAGCGCCUUAGACAAUGAUUUACAAUUGGUGAAGCAAAACAUUGUUACUUUACAUCAACAAAUGGAGGACUGUUAUAAAGCUUUACUACUUGGAACAACGUCAUCUGUACCAAGACCAUUUUGGAAAUUUAACCGGCAAUCAGCAUUUUGGAACAUGUGCUGUCACACGGAAGAUGUUUUUAAAACACAUUUUCGUAUAACUCGAAAAAGUUUUUCAGUUCUGUGUGAGUUGUUAAAAUCUUUUCAAAAAAAGGACACUAAUUGGCGUAAAGCGGUUCCUCUUGACAAAAGAGUCGCAAUUGCUUUAUGUGCGUUAGGAUCUUCAGGGGAAUACAGGGUAGUGUGUGAAUUAUUUGCCGUUGGCAAAUCUACAGUAUGCACUAUUGUAUUGGAAUUUUGCAGUAUUGUAUGGGAAGUGAUGUCACCUACAUAUUUAAAAAGAUUUCCAUUAACACAAGAAACCGUGGCAGAAUGCGUAAAAGGUUUUGAACUUCUCGGAUUUCCACAAUGUUUAGGAGCCCUUGAUGGAUGUCAUAUUAAAAUACGUCCAAACUCAGAGGAUGCAGUUGAUUAUUACAACUAUAAAGGAUGGCACUCAAUAGUUUUAUUAGCUUUAGUGGAUUUCAGGUACCGUUUCAUGUACGUUAAUGUGGGAACUCCUGGACGUUGUAAUGAUUCGUAUAUAUUUGAAACAUCCAACUUGAAAAAGAUGUUAAAUACGUGCAACUUAUUAAGGAAAAAUAAGAAAAAUAUAUGCAACUUGGAUGUGCCAGUAUAUAUAAUAGCAGAUUCGGCAUUUAGGCUAACCCAAACUUUAAUGAAACCAUAUCCAUUUAAUGUUGAUAUGCCGCUUGUAAAAAAAAAUUAUAACUACAAACUUUCGAAAUGUAGAAGGGUUGUUGAAAAUGCAUUUGGACACUUAAAAGCACGAUUUCGACGAAUAGGAAAGGGUUUAGACAAUAGAAUUAAUAAUGCAAAUAUUAUUGUGAGUGCUUGUUGUGUGCUGCACAAUUUUUUAAAUGAAAACAACGACCACAUUAAUGCACAAUGGUUAAAAGAGCUGAAAAAUAUUGAUAAAAACCAACAUCCUGACCAACACCCCAUUAUUUUUGAUAUGGAACCUAUUGCAGAAGAAAUAAGACAAGCUGUUGCAACUUACUUGAGCUGUGGUGAUGAUAUUGCAGUCGAUGAUGAGGUGGUAGGCACUUCUGAUAAUAUUGGUGGCAAUAAUGUUGACAUAGGGGAUGAUGACAUCGCCAUUUCCUCCUCCAGAUAUUCCUCAUGAAAGUCUGCAUCUAAAAUAUUGGAAAAACCGUUAAACAUUAAA
Messenger RNA from Teleopsis dalmanni, 1377 nucleotides. Its product is annotated as protein ANTAGONIST OF LIKE HETEROCHROMATIN PROTEIN 1-like. The record is from RefSeq and is a predicted model, not a curated record. Lineage: Eukaryota; Metazoa; Arthropoda; Insecta; Diptera; Diopsidae. The transcript has 5 exons. The coding region runs from base 112 to 1335 and encodes 407 amino acids.